Messenger RNA from Aspergillus ibericus CBS 121593, 4964 nucleotides. RefSeq names its product putative ABC multidrug transporter. Lineage: Eukaryota; Fungi; Ascomycota; Eurotiomycetes; Eurotiales; Aspergillaceae. Gene Ontology annotation, cellular component: fungal-type vacuole; membrane. The coding region runs from base 420 to 4880 and encodes 1486 amino acids. The transcript is spliced from 4 exons. Gene Ontology annotation, molecular function: ABC-type peptide transporter activity; ATP binding; ATP hydrolysis activity. The record is from RefSeq and is a predicted model, not a curated record. Gene Ontology annotation, biological process: transmembrane transport.
CUGACAUACAAUCGGACUGAAAGUGUCUCAUGCAAGCAAUUUCUGCCUCAGGCUGCCUCACUGCCUGCUGCCCUGACUAAGCCGUGUUAUCAGAUGCAGGCCUCGAGGCGAUCCAAGGUUCCAUCCGGGGCAGAAUUCGUCCGAUCCAUGAGCUGGUCCACCGCUAUCGGCAAUGUCCGUCAAAUUAUUCCCUGGCGUUGACACCGCUUCCCGGUCUUCCUCAGCGCCGGCGUGUCAGCAAUCAGCAUCGCAGCUAGCUUAGAUCAUGGGCUGUGCCGUGACCCACGCUCCAUCCUGAUAAAAGAGACCGGGCCCCAUGCUGUCUGACCCAUUCCAUUCCAAGAGCUUUGCUGGUUAUGACGCAUGCGAACUGCUCAUGAGUGAGCUUUUGCUGUUGCGCGCCUUGCUCCAUCGUCACAAUGGAGCCUCUCGUGCCUGUACCCAUGGUGCCUUUAAUGACUCCGGGCGGGGCGGGAGACAUCGGUGAUGUUCCUGACCCUGGUUUGGUGCAGAGAGAAAUCUGGCAAUACCGAACCCGAAAAGCCUCAGCUUUUGUUGGCGCAGGAAAUUUGCAUCUGGCGUUGUUGCUGUCUUCCUGGGUGGUGAUUGUGCUGUCAGUCAGUCGGCGCUAUGUUCGACACUUCCGGGCGAAAUCGCGGGCUCCGAUCUCCCCGCAGGGGCAACCCGAGAUCGUGGCAUCGCUGCCCUACGCGUUUGCGCAUCUGGCGGCCGCCAUUGCGGCCUGUUGUCUGGCCGGGACUGAUAUACAUCUGGGAGGGAGUUGGAAACGGUCUCUUUUACUGACCUAUGUGGUGCUCCUGGGGAUUGGACGGCUCUGCUGUAAGAGCUAUGGCGGUCGGCAGCAUAUGUAUUGGCAUAUGAAUGGGGUGGUGAUGGGAGCGUUGGUACUGGCGGUGACGCAGGAUAUAGCGCCCAUGACGGUGAUCGGCGCGACGUAUCGGCCAAGCUCCGUUGGAGCUGCGAUUGUAGCUUGUUUGGCUGCAGUGGUGGCUAUCGCACUGGCUACUCCCCGUCCGCGACGCUCGGUGCGUGACACCGAGACGGAUGAAUUGGUGGAAGCCAAAGUGUCGCCGGAAGAGACGUGCUCCCUAUUCUCGUACUAUUGCUCGUAUGAGUGGAUCACGUAUGUGAUUCUGCGAGGCUGUCAGAGGGAUCUGACCCUGGAUGACCUCCCUCCGCUACCUACAUACGAUGAGCCAUUGAAAUGGCUGAAGAAGAUCAAGAAGCAGCGUCUGAAAGGGGGAAAGACCUUCCGGACGCUGUGCCGGAUGCUGAAGAAGGAUAUCCGAACCAUGAUGUUUUGGGCCGCCUUUACGGCCGUGGUGGACUUUCUCGCGCCGUACUCGAUGCUGCGGCUGUUGGCCUACCUGGAGAAUCCCCGGAGUGCGAUCCUCCACCCGGCGCUGUGGAUUGCCCUAUUGUUUGCCGGGCCGGCGACUCGUUCGCUGUGUUACCAGCAGUACAUCUUUACGGCUACCCGGCUGCUGGUCCGUGUGAAUGUUUCCCUCGUGCAGGAGUUGUAUCAGACUGCCAUGCGGUCGUUCAUCUACGAUGAUUCGGUCGGGCAGUCUGAUGAAGGGAAACAGGCCAAGUCGCGGAACCGGGCCGAGUCCAAGGGGGCUUCGAAAUCGAGCCAGGCCAACCUGACUAGUUUGAUGUCGUACGACGUCGACGCCAUUUACAGCUCGCGCGAUAUCUUCUAUAUCGCGACUGCAGGCCCCAUUUCUACCACGCUCGCUCUGGUGUUUCUGUACCAGAUGCUGGGGUGGCCCUCGUUGUUUGGUGUCCUGAUGCUGCUCUGUUUGUCUCCGUUGCCUGCGAUGGCGUCGCGCAAGGUGUCCCGUAUUCAACGAUCCGUGAUGCAGGCCACGGAUGCUCGACUGGCCAAAAUCUCCGAGUACUUGCAGUCGAUCCGCACGUUAAAGUACUUUGGCUGGGAGCAUGCGGCGAUGAGCAAUAUUAAUGACGUCCGGCGCGUGGAGCAGCGCCGUCUGUGGAGACGUAGCGUUUUCGUGGCGCUGAUCUCCAUGGCCGGCGAGCUGUUGCCGCUGCUCAGUCUGCUCGUGAUGUUCUCGGUGUACAUUUUGUUUACUGAUCUUCCGCUGCGGGCCCCGGUUGCCUUUACGUCUUUGUCCAUCAUGGAGACGCUGCGGGUUCAAUUCAUCUGGCUGUCCAAUAUCAGCCGAUACGCCGCGCAAGGGUCCGAGUCGCUCCGCCGUGUCGACCGCUUCUUCGAUACGGCCCGCGAGAUCCAGCGGCAUCCGGACGGGCCGUUGGAGUUGACGGACGCGACCUUUCGACGCACCCCGAUUGCGGCCUUCCGGCUGCAGAAUCUCACGGUCCGCUUUAAGCCGAAUGCACUCAAUGUGGUGACCGGCCCGACUGGCGGUGGCAAGACCUCGCUGCUUCUGUCGGUUUUGGGCGAGACGGUGCUGGAAUCGGGGGCUGCGACAUGCCCGCGGGAUGUGGCGUAUGUGCCCCAGGCGCCGUGGCUCCAGAACGACACUAUCCGCCAGAAUAUCAUCUUUUACAGUCCGUUCGAUGAGGCGCGGUAUGCCCAGGUCAUCGAAGCCAGUGGUCUGGCGCAGGAUCUCCGACAGCUCCCGGCUGGUGACCUCACCAUGGUGGGAGAGCGAGGAACCUCACUGUCGGGCGGCCAGAAACAGCGAGUGUCUUUGGCCAGGGCUUUGUACUCCCCGUCGAGUACACUCCUUCUUGAUGACAUCUUCUCGGCGCUUGACACCCACACCACGAGUCUCGUAUAUGACAAGUGCUUUCGCGGCGGGCUGCUCAAGGACCGGACGGUGGUGCUGAUCACUCACUAUCCGGCUGCCUUGCAGGACGCCGAGCUGGUGGUCCGCUUGGAGCAUGGCAAGAUUGUGCCGGCUCGGGCGUUCAAGACGCAGUCUCUGUCGCAGUCCCGAUCUACCACCCCGGGCACUGAUACCGACUCGGUGUCUGUGCCCGUGCCGGUGACCGAAGCUUUGAAUGCGCCGUCCGAGCCUGCUGCCCCCGAGUCAGCUCCUGAGCCUGAGACCCGCAUCUCCAAGGAGACGUCUGCCACGGGGCGAGUGCCUCGCACGCUAGCGCUUCGCUAUAUGCUGUUGUUCGGCGGUCCGUCGUACGUUCCGCUCGUCGUUGUCGCCACUAUUUCGGUGCAAUUCGCCUACUUUGCCAUCACGUAUUGGCUGUCUAUUUGGACGGGGGCGUACGAGCAGUACGAGCACCCAAACACGUUGUUCUAUCUUGGGGUCUACGCCGCGUGCAUCCUCACGUUUCUGUCGUUGCAGCUGUGCAACAAUCUGAUCUAUCAGUACGGCAGCUGGGUGGCGGCCAAGAAGACGCACCACCGGCUGGUGACGGCCGUGCUGUCGGCGCCGAUUGCCUGGUUCGAUCAGAACCCGAUCGGGCGCGCCAUCAACCGCUUCGGCAACGAUACCCGGUCGUUGGACACGGUGUUGGUGGAGUGGCUGCGGAUGUCGAUCGAAAAUAUGCUGCGGUUUUUGCUGCGGAUUGCCAGUGUUGCAUCUAUCAUGCCGAUUUUUGCUCUCCCGGCGGCGGUGAUCUGCUCGGCCGGCUUUCUGAUCGGGGAAAUGUACACGCGGGCGCAGGUGUCCAUCAAGCGGCUGACUUCGGUGAAUUACUCUCCGGUCUUUUCCCACUUUACCGACUCGUUGUCCGGGUUGAGCGUGAUCCGGGCGAGAGAUGGCAUGGACCAGGUGUUCCAGAACUUGCUGGCAGAGAAGCUGGCCGUGCAUGCCCGCUCGUCGGAGGCACAGUACAAUUGCAACCGCUGGGUGUCUGUCCGCACGGAUUUCUGUGCGGCGUCGGUCGCGGCGGCCGCUGGGUGCGUGGCGUACUUUUGGUCGGGGUCUGCCGGCCUGGUGGGAUUCUCGCUGACGAACGCGAUCGGACUGAGCCAGACCAUUCUGACGCUGGUGCGGACGAUGAACGAGCUCGAGGUGGAGCUGAACUCGUUCCAGCGAAUGAUGGAGUAUGCGGAGAUUGAACCGGAGGAGACGCUGGGGGUGGAGGAGCGGCGCAGGGCGGAAGCAUUGCCUGCCAGCUGGCCCACGUCCGGCCGGGUGGAGUUUACUGAGGUCACGGCUCGAUAUCAAGCUGACGGGCCUGAUGUGCUGCGGAAGGUGUCGUUCGUGGCCUAUCCUGGCGAGCGCGUUGGCAUCGUCGGACGGACGGGAAGCGGCAAAUCCACGCUCGGGCUGUCGCUGCUGCGCUUUGUCGACAUUGUCGGUGGCCAGGUGACCAUCGACGGGGUGAACAUCGACCAGAUCCGACUGAACCGGCUGCGCACGAGUGUCACGCUGAUCCCACAAGAGCCGGUGUUAUUCUCCGGCGACGUGCAGUCCAAUCUGGACCCAUUUGGCGAGUCAAGCGAGACCGAGCUGCGCGCGGCCUUGUCGGCAUGCACGACGAUCCAAGUAUCCGGCGAGCCAGGGAAGCUGCGACCGCUGUCCUUGGACACACCUGUCGCAGCCAACGGCGAGAACUUUAGCCAAGGCCAGCGCCAGGUGCUGAGUCUGGCGCGGGCAAUGUGUCGCCGAUCCAAGGUGGUGUUGCUGGACGAGGCGACGGCAUCGGUGGACCACGAAACAGACAUGCACAUGCAGCGGGUGCUACGGACGAUGUUUUCCGACUGUACGAUUAUUGCGAUUGCGCAUCGAUUGCGGACGAUUAUGGAUUAUGAUCGGGUGAUUGUGAUGGGGGAUGGAGAGAUCAUCGAGAAUGAUUCGCCGAAGAACUUGGUCUCCCAGAAAGGAGUGUUCUGGGAGAUGUUACGGAAUACCGGAGAGUAUGAAGAGUUGAUCGAGAUGAUGGGGGAUGCCGAGACUAGAUCUUAAAAUAGAUGACAGUUCAAAUAGAUAGAUUACAUAGAAAAGUGAGAUUACACGGUCUCUCCCAGUUGGCCUGAUACAGAUUCCGAC